AUGAUUGCUGGACAGGCUGUAGCUGUAUCAUUUGCAAGUGCCAAUGGAGCUACAGCUUCCGCUUCGUCCAGUUCCUCCGCUGGAUUUGGUGUUGGUUUUCCACAAGCCGCAAAUAAUUUCUAUCAACCAUUUGGUGGGGGAUUUAAUGCAUUCGGACAACCAAAUUUUGCCGCACCAAUAUUGCCGCAACCAUAUUUUCCCGGAAACUUAAGGCCAAAACCAAAUUUUAAUAAUGGUCAAGGAAAUAAAGUGGGUAACCAGCAAGGUCAACAGGGAUUUAAUCGGGGUAAUAAUGGUAAUAAAAAUAAACCAAAUGGACCAAAUCAACAUCCUAACAACAAUGGCAAUAGACCAAAUCAACGUCCCAACAACAAUGGAAACAGACCUAAUAAUAACAACGGACAAAGACCUAAUAAUGUAAUAAAGAAACCGGUCGCAAAUAAUUCAAAUCAAAGUCAAAGACCUAAUCAAGGAAAUAAUAAACCACAAGCUAAUUUUAAUGGCAAUUCUCAAGGAAAAAAACCUAAUCAUCAAAAUCCUGGAAACAAACCAAAUAAUAAUAACAAUAAAAAACCCAAUCAAGCUGGUAACUCCAAUGCACAAUCUCGUCCUACAACUACUGUGAAACCAAAACCUCAACCAACCAAACCUAAACCAAUUGUUACUACAACCAGGCCACAAAACAAUGCAAAACCAAAUACCACAAAAAAACCACCGAUUACAACCAAACCACCGGUCACCAACCCUCCUAAAGUAAUAAGUCCAAUCCCACCUUCCAAUGAUUUACCACAUCCUAAUAAUCCAACAGUUACUAAUCCGAAUCAAAAUCCUCCUGUAAACAAUGAUUUACAACAAAACAAUCCUCAAAAUCCUAACUGGAAUACACAAAUACCUAGUCCAAGUUAUCCAGAAAAUGGUAAUUUACAACCAAAUUAUCCUCAAAAUCCCAAUUGGAAUAUACAAACCCCUAAUACUGAUCUUCAAGGCAAUAAUAAUCCCCAGACUCCCAAUUGGAAUAUUCAAACUCCAAAUCCUAAUUUCCCAGCAACAAAUAACGGUCAUAACACAGCUUAUCCACAACCUAUACCUUUACCACAACCACUACCAUCAGACCAAGGAGAUCUUAUCAGUGAGAUAGUAGAAAAUCCACUUUUUAGACCAGUACCUCAGUUUCCUAAUAACAACAACCCAUCGUCUCAACCCAUACAAUUGCCGCCACCAACAUUCUCACCCGUACCUCAAGUACCUUCUACAACUAGUCGUCCUCUCACGUCUUUACCCGAAAAACUACAACCAGGCACUAUUAUAAAUCCUGACUCACCAUACUAUGUUGCUAAAGAAACCGAGGAUCCAACGUUAUUGAUCGAUAUAAGACGGCUUUGA
Molecule: messenger RNA, 1383 nt
Organism: Lucilia sericata (common green bottle fly)
Lineage: Eukaryota; Metazoa; Arthropoda; Insecta; Diptera; Calliphoridae
Product: sporozoite surface protein 2-like
Exons: 3
Coding region: 1-1383 (460 amino acids)
Source: RefSeq, a predicted model, not a curated record